CAAUUGUGCGAAUCGGAGCAGUUCCAGACACUGCAGGAUGAUGCAGCCCUGGACUGGACACAAGAGCAGGAACCCGCCCGUGGCCGCUUCCGCAAAAGCCUGAAGAUGUUCCGGCAGUUCCUGCGCAUUCAGUGUAGGAAGACCAGCAGCACAGCAGCUGCGGGCGCAGCCGAGCCUGACUCGGGGCUGACCGAGCUCCAGGCAGAGCCUGAUGGCAGCCCAGAUUUGGCUGAGCGCUCAGAAGACUCUGAGACCUCAGAGACUGAAACCUGGGCAAAGGCUCAUCUCAUGUCAAUGACUGAGGACGUGGCCAUCACAAACACCAAAACCAGAGAGACUCAGGGCCUUACAAAUACUGAUACCAUGCCUGCUCCAACUAUGAUUCAUGCUCCCAUUAUGGAUUUUUUCGAGGAGAGUGCUGUUCCUUCUCACCAGCAGCAGCAGGUGCCAGCCAAGGUGAAGAACAUGCACCAGAGUCUCAUGUCCCAUGUCUCUGUGGAUGCCAGGCUGCAAACGGACAUUGUGAGGCUGGCAGAAGAACACCCUGCUGACGCGGUGCUGACCCUCCUGCGCUGUGCCCCAACGUGUGACAGAGCUGCUGCAAUGAUGUGGAGAGCCAUAGGCUCAUCGGGACCAGCACUGGAGAAAGCGCUGCCAACACUGCUCUGUGUGAUGGAGGACUGGCCUCUGCACACAAUGUGCACCUCCAAUGGGGACAACAAGGACCUUUUUGCCCUGGCUGCAACUCUGGUGAUCUGGGUGAUUGUCCAAGUGCCUGAGUGCCACGAGACCAUCGUCCUUUAUUCCUCCUCCCUGUUUGUGGCUCUGCUCUCCCAUGUUGUCAUCACCACACAGCAGAUGCCACCAGAGGAAGUUGAUAACUUCUGGAGAGCAUGCGGGGAAGAACGCCGCCUUCCCAGCAAGCCAAACAGGUUUGCAGUGCAGGCCAUGAAGGAUCUGCUCUGCUGACUGCAGUGUGACCAUGUGGUGGUGGCUAUGGAGCGCAAGGGGUGCUGGGACAUGAUGCUGUGUGCUCACACCCAGCACUAUGCCGUGGGUCUGCUGGCCAGGAAGAUGCUCCGUGUUUUGAUCCCUUUGUGUUCUCGCAUCGCACUCCACUUGCUCUGGCACCUCCGCAGGGAGGAGCCGUGCUGGGAUCUGCCCUUCCUGGCAUUCCUUGUGGAGGUGAGCCUGUUGGCCAGCGCUGCCUCACUGAGCUGCCUCCCAGCUCUCUGCCCUGUCGUAGCCACAGCUGCCAGGACAGUGCCCACGCCCUGUGCUGCUGCCUGGGCCCAGCCCUGUGUGGUUCUGGG
This is a messenger RNA of Vidua chalybeata, 1313 nucleotides long. RefSeq lists its product as uncharacterized. The transcript is spliced from 8 exons. The coding region runs from base 106 to 969 and encodes 287 amino acids. NCBI's taxonomy places the organism in Eukaryota, Metazoa, Chordata, Aves, Passeriformes, Viduidae. The record is from RefSeq and is a predicted model, not a curated record.